Molecule: messenger RNA, 4539 nt
Organism: Myxocyprinus asiaticus (Chinese sucker)
Lineage: Eukaryota; Metazoa; Chordata; Actinopteri; Cypriniformes; Catostomidae
Product: kinesin-like protein KIF3B
Exons: 9
Coding region: 233-2551 (772 amino acids)
Biological process (GO): microtubule-based movement
Molecular function (GO): microtubule binding; microtubule motor activity; ATP binding
Source: RefSeq, a predicted model, not a curated record
AUCGCGCCGUGAGAGACGGGUAAUUUUGUAUAUUUUUUAACGUUUGGCAGGUUUUAGAGGUAUAUGAAUCUGGUGGACAUUAAGGCGACGGCGAUCAUCGGCAUAAUUUACAGGAUAAAGCGCUCAGGAUGGCAGUGGCUCUGAUGCUGGCAGCACCAUCACUGUGAAGUAAUACUACAGACUCAUUGAGAGAAGUCAGCAGGUACACCAAAGUCAUCCAAAAGCUGUCAAAAUGUCCAAAAGCAAGAGCUCGGAGUCAGUUAAGGUUGUGGUACGUUGUCGCCCCAUGAACGAGAGGGAGCGAGUCGCUAACUUCGAGAGGGUUGUCUCCGUAGAUGUGAAGUUGGGCCAGGUGUACGUAUGCAACCCUAGAGGUGCUUCCUCACAUGAACACCCAAAAAUGUUCACGUUUGAUUCUGUCUAUGAUUGGAACUCAAAGCAGAUGGAGCUCUAUGAUGAGACGUUCCGUCCUUUGGUGGACUCUGUACUGUUCGGCUUCAAUGGGACCAUCUUUGCGUAUGGCCAGACAGGAACUGGAAAGACUUACACGAUGGAAGGGGUCCGAAAUGACCCUGAGAGGAGGGGCGUCAUACCCAAUUCCUUCGAGCACAUUUUUACGCACAUUUCCCGCUCGCAGAACCAACAGUACUUGGUCAGGGCUUCUUAUUUGGAGAUCUAUCAAGAGGAGAUCAGGGACCUUUUAUCGAAGGACCAGUCACGCCGUCUGGAACUCAAAGAGAGACCUGAUACGGGUGUCUACGUUAAAGACCUGUCUUCAUUUGUCACUAAAAGCGUUUGCGAGAUUGAGCAUGUAAUGAAUGUGGGCAACCAGAACCGCUCUGUUGGUGCCACCAACAUGAACGAGCACAGCUCUCGCUCUCAUGCUAUCUUUGUUAUCACGAUUGAGUGCAGCGAGCUUGGCCCUGAUGGGGAGAACCACAUCCGGGUUGGGAAGCUAAACCUUGUUGACCUGGCGGGAAGCGAAAGGCAGACCAAGACUGGUGCACAGGGUGAGCGCUUGAAAGAGGCCACCAAAAUCAACCUUUCCUUGUCAGCUUUGGGCAAUGUCAUUUCAGCACUGGUGGAUGGGAGAAGCACCCACAUCCCAUACCGUGACUCCAAACUUACCAGACUUCUGCAGGAUUCCCUGGGCGGGAAUGCCCGAACGGUCAUGGUGGCCAAUAUCGGACCAGCUUCCUACAAUUUAGAAGAGACUCUUACCACUCUACGCUACGCCAACCGAGCCAAAAACAUCAAGAACAAGCCUCGCGUCAAUGAAGACCCCAAGGACGCACUGCUUCGGGAGUUUCAGGAAGAGAUUGCCCGGUUGAAAGAGCAGCUGGAGAAAAGAUCUGGCAAGAAGAGGAGAAAAAGGAGGAGGAGGGUUGGGGAAAGAGGAGAGGAGAUAGAGGAUGAUGAAGAUGAGGAAGAUGAUGAGGAUGACGAAGAAGAUGGAAUAGAUGAGGAGAAGGGCAUUGCAGAUUAUUGGCGGGAGCAACAGGAGAAGCUGGAGAAUGAGAGAAGGGCCAUCAUGGAGGACCACAGCUUGGUUGCAGAGGAAAAACAGCGGUUGCUAAAAGAGAAGGAGAAGAAGAUGGACGAUCUCCGCAAAGAGAAGGAGGCAUCAGAGAUGCUGGCAGCCAAAGUCAAGGCCAUGGAAAGCAAGUUGCUGGUUGGAGGGAAGAACAUUGUCGACCACACCAAUGAGCAGCAGAAGAUUCUGGAGCUGAAGAGGCAAGAGAUAGCCGAACAGAAAAGGCGGGAAAGGGAGAUGCAGCAGGAGAUGGAGUGUCAUGAUGAGGAGACACUUGAGUUGAAGGAAACCUACAGCUCACUGCAGCAGGAAGUGGACAUCAAGACCAAGAAACUGAAAAAGCUCUUUUCCAAGCUACAAUCUGUGAAGGCAGAGAUUCAAGACGCACAGGAUGAACAUGUUAAAUACAGACAGGAGCUGGAGCAGACGCAAAAUGAGCUGACUAGAGAACUCAAACUCAAACAUGUGAUCAUAGAGAACUUCAUUCCUCUCGAGGUGAAGAACAAGAUUGUGACGAGGGCCACUUUUGAUGAGGAAGAUGACCUCUGGAAGAUGACUCCCAUUACCCGUAUUCAGAAUGAUCAGCAGAUGAUGAACAGGCCAAUUUCUGCAGUCGGGUACAGACGGCCUCUGAGUCAGCAUGCCAGCAUGGCCAUGUUGAUGCGGCCUGAUGUAAGAUACAAGGCCGAGAAUAUCUUGCUGUUGGAAUUGGACCUGCCCACACGGACCACAAAAGACUAUGAGGGGCCAGUGAUAGCACCUAAAGUAGCUGCUGCUCUGGAGGACGCUCUGAGGGAGGAGGACGAGAUCCAGGUGGACGCCUCUGGCUUCCAUGCCAGCCUGGGCUCAAGUCCAGGUCUGGGCUUUAGUGCCUUAGCUACUGGGUUUUCCAAGAAACCAAAGUCAGGCCGCCCAAAAACAGGCAAGGCGGCGAGCACCCCCACCUCAGCUCAAAGCCCCUUGUCCAGCUCAAGGUCACCUCUGUAUCCUCAGUCCCGUGGCCUCGUGCCCAAGUGACACCACCCCUCUGUGAAACCCUCAACCCCCCCAUAUGGACUGGCUGUUGGUGUCAGUGAUGCUAGGCUCAUGAACUGCAAAACAUAGGACUGUUGUUAAAGAAAUCUGGUGUUCUUCAAAUCACUUGGUAUUAGGCCCAAAGUCAAAGCUUGAACCCUGAUGCUUACUGUAUUGUAAUACAGAUAAUACAAAGCUAAACAAAUGGUGAAUGGAGAUUUCCACAGCAUUAUAAUUACCUUGUUGUCAUUUGACAUACCAUAUAUAGCACAAUUUUAUUUUAUUUUUUUACUUUUGUCAAGCUUUAAUGUCUUAGAAAUGUACACAUGAUCAGUCAUAAUUUACAAUGACUGAAAUGAAAUUCCAUGGGUUACGCUUGCACUUGAGCAAAAUGUUAUCGUGGAGGUUGGGUCAUUGUAAAGGUUGAGAAAACAGAUGGUCUCAAUAUUAGGACCUUAUGUGUUAGAUAUGUCAUUGUGGCAAUGUUUUAGUGUGGGUGUCUGUGGAUGUUGGUUUGGUCUGUUGACUCUUUCUAGUUGUAGGAAUAACAAAUUUCACCUUAUUCACCAGUAGCUGGAGAUGGAAAUUCAUGCUGCUUUUCUCCACAGAAGCACUGUAUUGUUAUCAGACACAAUAGUAAGCACGUUAUGUUAUUGGUCCUAUCCCAAACAAAAACCUCUAAGCCUUUCUCUAAGACUCUUUGACAGGAGUAGGGCUGGGAAAAAGGGCCCAGAAAAUGGCUCUUGACCAGGCUGCUGUGUCAGUCAGCGCUGUAUCCAGUACGUGCUGUUUUUUUUUUAGAAUUCCUAAGAUGGAAGUAUGAAUGGGUGGGUUUAUCAUCACACACAAGAAUAUCAGGGUUCCAGGGUGCCUUAGAUUCUCGUUAAAUACAAAAUAAUGGAGUUCUCUUGCUGGCCUGAGAGUCCCUUGACCUGAUCGCUGGAUAUUAGAAUCCAAAUCAAAACCCCAAAUUUGUGCAAUUUGCAGCCUGUAAAAUGUUUUGAAUUACACCAUAUAAGUGUAGUCUGUCGUAUUUGGGAGGCUUAGGUAUUUAAUAUUUAGAUGUCACACAUGCAAGGUUUUGUAAAUGAAAAUAUGCAUCGUUUGAGUCAUGAAAAGUGUUAUUACUUUAAAAGUAAUACAUGGAUUUAAAGUUUGUCUUUUAAAUUCUCAAACCUUGACUACCCCUCUCUUAACAGAUGUGAAGGUAACACCACUGCCUGCUGCUACUGUAGGGUUCUAUAACCCAUUGUGACAUAGCAUACAGUUUAUGUAUAUUAAGCUGUUAGUAAAUAAUUCUGUAUUAUCAUCGCAGUUGUAUUAAAAAGUAAUAAAUACUGUCUUAGUUCCAUUUAAAAGGGUAACUUAUUACCAUACUAGUGGAUUUUAUAUUAAAGCAAUUGUAGAUCCAUUUUUCUUUGCUUAGAUUUGUUUUUUUAAAUAUGUAUUAUUUAAAGUUCUGCACAAAUUUAUUUUUGCAAAUGAGAUUUAAAUAUCAUUUUCAUGAUUCACUCAUUUCUUGUUUCUCCAGCAAUGUUGAUGCUGAUAGUACUGUAUUCUCUGUCCAUAAAGUCACUCUAAAUUUGUAUAACUGAAAUGUGUGAUUUCCAGCAUGAAUGUUUUAAUUAUUGAAAUAUACAUUAUCUAAUCAAAAUUCAUGCUGUACUGAUAUUGCAUAAAUCUUUAGUUGCUGUUACAUUUUUAAAUAUUGUUUGCCAUGACUUUAGAUUGAACACCCUUCAAAGCAUUAUAGGCUAGAAAUGAAACUGUUUGUCUACAGUCCAAUACGCCAGUACUGUCACAACUUCCAUGUGGUCAUAUCUGGGGAUGGAUUUGUGUGCAGUGCUUACAGGCAACACGAGAAGUUUAGAAUGUUCAUGCGCUGUUUUUUUCUCUACCAAAACAUGUUUUUGAAUUAAAAUAGUUCAUAACAAAGAAGACCUCCAUAUCUUGAAUCAUCUAUUUGAUGAAAGGAUGAUUAUCUGUCACAA